UGGAUGACACGUGAAGGAGGUGAAGAGCUGCUCUGAACGUCUUCUUCUUUAGGAUUUAUGAAUCGUUAUCCGGUUGUUUUAACGUUUCGACGUUACGGUGGGGUCUGAAAGUGGUCGUGUUUCAUCUUCGGCUGCAGCAGCUGCUGCUGAUGGAGAAGGUGUUUCGCUGUCCGGCCCGUCAUGGCUACGCUGUGGAGGUGUCUCCGUUCAUCCCCAACAGACUGGCCUGCGCCGCCUCCCAGUACUACGGCAUCGCUGGUUGUGGCUCUCUCCUGGUCCUGGAUGAGACGGAGACGGGGGUCGCUGUAGUCCGAAGCUGGGAGUGGGGUGACGGUCUGUUCGACGUGGCGUGGAGCGAAGCCAACGAGCAUCUCAUGGUCGCCGGAGGCGGGGACGGCAGCCUGCAGCUGUGGGACACGGCCAAUCAGGACGCUCCGCUGAGGGUGGCCAAAGAGCACACGCAAGAGGUGUAUUCUGUAGACUGGAGUCAAACCAGAGGAGAGAACCUCAUCGUCUCUGGGUCGUGGGAUCAAACAGCCAAAGUGUGGGACCCGGCUCUCAGCCAAUCGCUGACCACGCUCAGGGGUCAUGAAGGGGUCAUCUACAGCACCAUCUGGUCGCCUCACAUCCCAGGAUGCUUUGCUUCAGCCUCAGGUGGGAACGCACGCAACAUGAGCUGUAGGGAUUCAUUGUUUUAGGGAGUGAUGGAAAGAAAGGAGGGAAGGACCAGGAGACAACCUCCGGUUCUGCACCGGGUUUAGAUGGAAUCCCGUGUCAGAGUGGGAACAGUUGUGUAGUCUGGUCACAAGGUGGCGCUGCAGCUCUAACACGGUGGCUCUGCUCUGCUGGUGAUUUUAAAGCUCCUCCUCUUGCUUCAGGACCUUCAGAGUCAGCUCCUUCAUUGUUAUGUAAAGAAAGAAGGUUUCACACAGAGCCGGUCAGCCUUCUCAUCUUAUUAUGAGUUUAGUUAUUUGGUGGAUGAAAAGCACUUUAUAAAUGAAGUUUCUAUUAUUAAUAUUUGUUAUUAUCUGCAUACACGGAGCAACUAGUUGGCGUCAGAGAUGAUAGCGUUCAUGCUCUUUAGAGAGCAGGAAAUGUCCCAUUAUGCUCAGCUAACUGCUGUUAUUUAGUCUGUUGAUUGGAGGGUUGUUCACAUCACCUCAUUAAUAACCAAGCAGCUUGGUGCAGUCUGAAGGUACGGAGGACACAGAUAGUCAGAGGCAGGUCUGCAGGUUCUCAGGGUAUUUAAUUAAACACACUCCAAGUAGUACAACAGAAACCUGGCUCAGUCCAGAGCUCCAUCACACAACUAGAACAUAUAAAGUAGCUCAGCCGGGCCGCUAGACAGCUAACCGGUCUCUCUGAUCAGUUUCCUGCUUCACAGUUAUUCACCUCGCUGACGAGGAGAUCGGCUCCAGGUGUGUCUCCUCCCACACCUGAUGCCAAAGCUCUCCUGCAGGAGUGGGUGGAGCCCUCUGGCUGGAAUGUAGAUUCCUGUAACUACCCUGGACCUCAGCCCCUGACACACCCAGGCAGACUGAGGCUCCACCCACACGAGUACGUCUUAAAACAGGACGAUCUCCGUCCACACAGCGUUUCAGCAUCGUUUUCUAAAUGAUCUCCGUCCAGACGAGCACGCCUGAAAACCAAUAUCCCGGGACUCUCCACGUACACUGGGCAUGCGCGUGGGUGCUGGUGUAAACAGGAAGUAGAUUGGUUGCUUAGUUAAAUAAUAAAGUAGUCUUUAAUAAUGAAAGGUUGUGUUUGAUGCUUAAAACCUCUUGCACAUGAUGCCCCCGAAUUUGGGGGCUCUCGGGCUCAGCCCCCCUGAAAAUAUUGUUUGGAAAAUGGACUUAUUGUUCGCCAAAAUUGUGGAUUUGUACAUUUUUUUUACCGGAUUAAACAGCAACGUAUGGGCAACACUAUCAUAUAAGUCACUUUUUAC
This is a messenger RNA of Anarrhichthys ocellatus (wolf-eel), 1945 nucleotides long. RefSeq names its product peroxisomal biogenesis factor 7 (gene pex7). Bases 150 to 698 code for a protein of 182 amino acids. The record is from RefSeq and is a predicted model, not a curated record. The transcript is spliced from 6 exons. Gene Ontology annotation, molecular function: protein binding. NCBI's taxonomy places the organism in Eukaryota, Metazoa, Chordata, Actinopteri, Perciformes, Anarhichadidae. Gene Ontology annotation, cellular component: cytosol; peroxisomal matrix. Gene Ontology annotation, biological process: protein import into peroxisome matrix.